AUGGAAACCAUGCUUUUUGAACCCCCUCCUCUUUCUCUUCACCUCCCCUCACUUUCUUCACCCACCGCCAAUUUCACAACACGCACAUUCAUCCCCUUUCCCCUUCGUAACAAUCACACUUCUUUCAAAUCACUCGCUCACACUUCCAGUUCUUCACACACCGAUCCCAUUGAAGAUAAUCAACAAUCUCAAUCUCCCAAAUCUGUUUACUCUCCUACACCUCCCAAUCGAAAGCUUCGAACUCCUCACAGCGGGUAUCACUUUGAUGGAACUGCUCGGAAAUUCUUUGAGGGUUGGUACUUCAAAGUUUCCAUUCCGGAAAAAAGGCAAAGCUUUUGCUUUAUGUAUUCUGUUGAGAAUCCUGCCUUUCGCAAACCGUUGACGACUUUCGAAUUGGCUCAAUAUGGACCUAGGUUUACUGGUGUUGGGGCCCAAAUUCUUGGUGCUGAUGAUAAAUAUAUUUGCCAAUUCACUCCGGAAUCACACAACUUCUGGGGAAGUAGGAAUGAACUGAUGCUGGGUAACACUUUUGCGGCAAAACCAAAUUCGAAACCUCCAAACAAGGAGGUUCAUCCUAAGGAAUUUAAUGAUAGAGUAUUGGAAGGUUUUCAAGUCACUCCUCUUUGGCAUCAAGGUUCCAUUUGCGAUGACGGAAGGUCGGAUUACGUAGAAACAGUAAAGUCGGCUAGCUGGGAGUAUAGUACACGUCCUGUAUAUGGUUGGGGUGAUGUCGGGUCCACACAAAAGUCAACUGCUGGCUGGCUUGCAGCUUUUCCUGUUUUUGAACCGCAUUGGCAAAUAUGCAUGGGCGGUGGACUUUCAACAGGUUGGAUAGAGUGGGAUGGCGAGAGGAUUGAGUUUGAAAAUGCCCCAUCUUAUUCAGAAAAGAACUGGGGUGGAGCAUUCCCGAGAAAAUGGUUUUGGGCUCAGUGUAAUGUUUUUGAAGGUGCUAGUGGAGAAGUUGCACUUACAGCAGCAGGCGGAUUGAGACAAAUUCCCGGAUUAACUGAGACAUUUGAAAACGCUGCAUUGAUUGGAGUUCACUUUGGUGGAAAGUUUUAUGAAUUUGUGCCUUGGAAUGGUGUUGUAACCUGGGAAGUUGCUACAUGGGGUUAUUGGUUUAUGUCCGCAGACAACGGCAAUCAUGUGGUUGAAUUAGAAGCAACAGCAGAUGAUCCAGGUACUACAUUGCGUGCUCCAACAUCCGAAGCUGGCCUUUCGCAAGCUUGUAAAGACACAUGCUUUGGAAAUCUAAAAUUAAAGUUGUGGGAACGAAGAUACGAUGGCAGCAAGGGAAAGAUUAUAUUGGACGUUAAAAGUGACAUGGCAGCUCUAGAGGUUGGAGGAGGUCCAUGGUUUAACACAUGGAAGGGAAAGACAUCAACUCCACCUGUUAUUCAGCGGGCUAUUGGUUUGCCUAUUGAUGUCGAUAGCAUCUAUAAUCUGUUUCCUCUGUUUAAACCACCUGGGUUGUAG
This is a messenger RNA of Lathyrus sativus (Indian pea), 1476 nucleotides long. NCBI's taxonomy places the organism in Eukaryota, Viridiplantae, Streptophyta, Magnoliopsida, Fabales, Fabaceae. The record is from the annotation of a GenBank genome assembly.